CCUGUUUAUUACCUGGAAAAACAUAAAAUUUUGUCCAAUUGUUAAUAUAGAUUUAAAAAUGGAGAAAUUCACAGCUGUAAGCUUAAAAAAAAGCGAAUGAAAGAAUGGCAGAUUUGACAGCCUGACAAAUAAUGUCAAAAUGGCAGCGGGGCCGAUUGCCGAAAGAAACCAAGAUGCCACUAUUUAUGUUGGCGGUCUUGAUGACAGGGUUUCGGAGACCUUACUCUGGGAACUCUUCGUUCAAUCAGGACCAGUGGUUAAUGUGCAUAUGCCCAAAGAUCGUGUGACACAAACUCAUCAAGGCUAUGGCUUUGUUGAAUUUAUGGGUGAAGAAGAUGCUGACUAUGCAAUAAAGGUGAUGAAUAUGAUAAAACUCUAUGGUAAACCGGUCAGAGUAAAUAAGGCAUCAGCCCAUCAGAAGAAUUUGGACGUAGGAGCCAAUGUGUUCAUAGGAAACUUAGACCCCGAAGUAGACGAGAAACUUCUUUAUGACACAUUCUCUGCAUUUGGUGUCAUUUUGCAGACUCCAAAGGUAAUGAGAGACCCUGAGACUGGAAAUUCAAAGGCAUUUGCUUUCAUUAACUUUGCCUCAUUUGAAGCCUCCGAUGCUGCUAUAGAAGCUAUGAAUAAUCAGUAUCUCUGUAAUAGACCAAUAUCAGUGUCUUAUGCAUUCAAGAAAGAUGUUAAAGGGGAGAGGCACGGUUCCGCUGCAGAAAGAUUGCUCGCAGCGCAAAAUCCGCUAUCCCACGCGGACCGUCCUCAUCAACUAUUCGCAGACGCACCUCCCACUAUGAUGGGCCCAGUGCUAAUGGCACCGCCGCCACCGCCAACGCCGUCACCGAUGCCACCGCCAGGCCCACCAAUGGGGGCGCGGCCUCCACCCCCAUUACCUAUGACGGCACCACCACCCCCUCCUUCGUCAAUGCCACCACCGGGACCGCCGCCGCCACCAGGACCGCCGCCUCCCCCACCCCCGUUCCAUCACUUCCCCCCACCUCCAUUUGGACCCCCAGGGUUCGGACCGCCCCCUCCCCCAGGAGCAAGACCGCCACCGCCAUGGAGACCACCACCUCCGUCUUUCAGGCCGCAGUUCCCGCCACGUGGACCGCCACCGUUCGGACAUCCACCAUUCCCUCCGCAUCAUCCGCCGGAGAAUUACUCUUAUUAGCUACUAAGAUAAUAAAAAAAGUGAUUUUCAUAAUGUGUUUCAUUACAAUAUAUCAUUAUUUAAGUACCUUUGUGUUCAUUUGGCGACGCUCUUACCUAUGAAUGCACCUCCACCCCUGCCUUCUUCAAUACCACAGCCGUCACCACCCCUGUUUCAUCACUUCCCCCUACCUCCAUUCGGAAUUUCGGACACCCAGGUUUUUUUUUUCAUAACGUGUUUUAAAUCUGCCAGUAUUUCAGUAGGUAUAUGGGUCAAAAUUAGAGAGGUGAGCGUUAUAUGAAUAAAAUAACAUGGUAUUACUAAAAUAUUUUUUUCAAAAUAAAGGUUCUGU
Messenger RNA from Chilo suppressalis (striped riceborer), 1499 nucleotides. The record is from the annotation of a GenBank genome assembly. Lineage: Eukaryota; Metazoa; Arthropoda; Insecta; Lepidoptera; Crambidae.